Molecule: messenger RNA, 1704 nt
Organism: Panicum virgatum (switchgrass)
Lineage: Eukaryota; Viridiplantae; Streptophyta; Magnoliopsida; Poales; Poaceae
Product: pectin acetylesterase 8-like
Exons: 13
Coding region: 144-1340 (398 amino acids)
Biological process (GO): cell wall organization
Cellular component (GO): plant-type cell wall
Molecular function (GO): pectin acetylesterase activity
Source: RefSeq, a predicted model, not a curated record
AAACCUUUCGCGCUCUUGGGCUCCCCGCCCCGCGUCCCCCGUCCCUUCCGCCACUCCGCCGCCCCCGUGACUCGCCGCACGGGGGGAAGACGGAGGAGAGGAGGCUACCGCCACGACGCAGCCUUGCUGCCGCUCCAGGCCAGAUGGCCGACGGGAGCCUCUGCGUCUCGUGGUGCCGCGCCGUGGCCUGCGCGCUGGCGCUCGUCGCAGCGGACGGCUUGCUCGUGGACAUCACCUACGUGGAAACCGCCGUGGCCAAAGGGGCAGUGUGCUUGGAUGGGAGCGCGCCGGCGUAUCACCUCGCCCGCGGCUCCGGCUCCGGCAUGAACAGCUGGCUGGUUCAUUUUGAGGGGGGAGGAUGGUGCAGCAAUGUCACGAGCUGCCUGCAACGGAAGCGCACGCGGCUGGGGUCCUCCAAGGAGAUGGCGACGCAGAUGGCCUUCUCCGGAAUCCUGAGCGGCACGCCGGAUUACAACCCAGACUUUUACAAUUGGAACAAGGUCAAGGUUCGGUACUGCGAUGGAUCAUCUUUCACCGGCGAUGUGGAACAAGUGGAUCCUACAACAAAGCUACACUAUAGAGGUGCAAGGAUAUGGCAAGCUGUCAUGGAGGACCUGCUCGCCAAAGGGAUGGACAAAGCUGAAAACGCUCUAAUGUCAGGAUGUUCUGCUGGCGGUUUAACCUCUAUACUACACUGCGAUAGAUUUCAUGACCUUCUACCACCGGGUGCCAGGGUUAGAUGCCUUUCUGAUGCUGGUUUCUUCAUCAAUGAGAAAGAUGUUGCUGGAGUGGGGUACAUUGCUGCCUUUUUCAACGAUGUGGUUACAACACAUGGUUCAGCGAAGAAUUUACCUUCUUCGUGCACUUCAACCGUAUCUCCAGGACUGUGCUUUUUCCCCCAGAACGAGGUAAAACAGAUACAGACACCUCUGUUCAUCCUCAACGCAGCAUAUGAUUCAUGGCAGGUAAGGAACAUUUUGGUGCCAGGACUUGCUGACCCUCGGGGUACAUGGCAUAGCUGUAAGCACGACAUAGACCAGUGUUCUGCAGCGCAGCUCCGGGUACUACAGGGAUUCAGGGAUGAUUUUCUGAAGGCAGCGGCGGAACAAGGGAACUCCGCCUCCAGAGGGCUGUUCAUAAACUCAUGCUUCGUGCACUGCCAGUCCGAGACACAGGAGCUGUGGUUUUCAUCUGACUCCCCCAUGCUCGGGAACAGGACGAUAGCAGACGCCGUUGGCGCCUGGUUCUUCGACCGAAGCCCGUUCCAGAAGAUCGACUGCCCAUACCCUUGCGACUCGACCUGUCACAACCGGGUCUACGAUGACCCGUCACGAGCAUAGCAAUUACAGCAGCCUCACUUCCUACUGCCAUUCGUCACGCUACUACAUUUGACGCUCCAGCAUUGCUAAGUUAGCAAUUACAGCAGCCUCACUUCCUACUGCCAUUCGUCACGCUACUACAUUUGACGCCCCAGCAUUGCUAAGUUGUAUAGGGCAAUGCGUUGAUAGCAAUUGAUUGAUUGAAUAAAAGAUCCGGUGCCGGAAGCUGGAUGCAGCUUCCAACGGCACAGGAUAGAAGUUUCCUAUGUUUCCACUGCCCUGUAUUUUGUUCUGAUACUUACAUGAGCCACAUUGGUUCUUCAGAAGUGAGGCGGCAUAGAUUAUUUUCAGGAAAUAUGAUUUCGCCUUUUAUAGAUUACUCUGA